GAGACGUCAGACUGGCGCCACUUCUCACCGUGCUGCAGGGAGGACUAGUGUGAAUGAGUGCUCGUCUUGUCCAUAUUACCGGCGCAAAACUCACUAUUUCACCCACGAUCUGCUAUUUUUGCGUUGUUUUUUUUUUACGUUUACUCGCUGAUCUUUGUACUUCUCCUCUGCUGCAGUAAUGGCUCGUAAGGAUUAUGCGGCAGAGAAAGAUAAGCUGAAGAGGUUCCUGCAGGAGUUUUACACAGAAGAUGAUAAUGGGAAGAAGCAGUUCAAAUAUGGAGCACAACUUGUGGCUCUGGCCCAUAGGGAGCAGGUAUCUCUUCAAGUGGACCUCGAUGAUGUGGCGGAGGAGGACCCUGACCUGGUUGAGAGCAUUUGUGAGAACGCUAAACGCUACAGUGGCCUCAUAGCUGAUGCUGUUCAUGAGCUGCUGCCGGAAUAUAAAGAGAAAGAUGUGGUGGCCAAGGACUCAUUGGAUGUAUACAUUGAGCACAGGCUGAUGAUGGAGCAAAGGGGACGUGACCCUGCAGACACCCGGGACCCACGCAACCAAUACCCACCGGAGCUCAUGAGACGAUUUGAGGUAUACUUUAAGGCUCCCAGCACUGGUAAGCCUAAAGUGGUGCGUGACGUUCGAGCAGACAGCAUUGGGCAUCUGGUGACUGUCAGAGGUAUAGUGACCCGGGCCACAGAGGUCAAACCAAUGAUGGCUGUCGCAACGUACACCUGUGACCAGUGCGGUGCAGAGACCUAUCAGCCUAUCCAGUCCCCCUCCUUCAUGCCCCUGGUGAUGUGCCCCAGUCAAGAGUGUGUCACCAACAAAUCUGGAGGGCGCUUAUACCUUCAGACCAGAGGCUCAAAGUUUGUAAAGUUCCAGGAGCUGAAAAUUCAGGAACAUAGUGACCAGGUGCCCGUGGGAAACAUUCCGCGGUGUAUGACAGUAUUUGCCAGAGGCGAAAACACUCGUCUGGCUCAGCCUGGUGACCAUGUGGCCAUCACAGGGGUCUUCCUCCCUCUGCUGCGCACUGGCUUUGCGCAGGCCACUCAAGGUCUUCUGUCAGAAACGUACAUGGAAGCACACAGCAUCAUACUUAUGAAUAAAACUGAGGACGAUGAACUUGGCAAUGAGGAACUGAGUGAGGAAGAGCUGCGAAGCAUCACAGAUGAAGGGUUUUAUGAGAAACUGGCUGGAUCAAUUGCACCAGAAAUCUACGGACAUGAAGAUGUUAAAAAAGCUCUUCUUUUGCUCCUGGUUGGAGGUGUUGAGCAAGCCCCUAAAGGCAUGAAAAUAAGAGGCAAUAUCAACAUCUGUUUGAUGGGAGAUCCUGGUGUAGCAAAGUCCCAACUGCUGUCAUACAUUGACCGUUUAGCUCCACGAAGCCAGUACACCACUGGACGAGGAUCAUCAGGUGUAGGUUUGACUGCUGCAGUUAUGCGUGACCCUCUGACUGGGGAAAUGACUCUGGAAGGAGGUGCUUUAGUUCUUGCUGAUUUGGGUAUUUGCUGCAUCGAUGAGUUUGAUAAGAUGGCUGAUGCUGACCGCACAGCUAUUCAUGAGGUCAUGGAACAACAAACCAUUUCUAUUGCUAAGGCUGGGAUCAUGACCUCCCUGAAUGCCCGUUGCUCCAUUCUUGCAGCUGCUAACCCUGCCUAUGGCCGCUAUAAUCCUAAGAAAACUAUUGAGCAAAACAUCCAGCUGCCAGCAGCUCUGCUGUCCCGUUUUGACCUCCUGUGGUUAAUUCAAGACAAACCAGAUGCUGAUGCAGAUCUGCGCCUAGCUCAGCACAUCACCUAUGUCCAUCAACACUCCCGGCAGCCGCCCACCCACUUCACCCCCAUUGACAUGAAACUGAUGAGGCGCUACAUUUCUCUUUGUAAGAAGAAACAGCCUGUGGUACCUGAGAAUCUAGCAGACUACAUCACUGCUGCUUAUGUUGAGAUGAGGAAAGAGGCACGUGUUAGCAAAGACACCACCUUCACCUCCGCUCGUACCCUGCUGUCCAUUCUGCGAAUUUCCACUGCUCUGGCUCGCCUUCGUAUGAUGGAUACAGUGGAAAAGGAGGAUGUUAAUGAGGCAAUGAGACUGAUGGAAAUGUCCAAGGAUUCACUUCAGGCUGACAAGUCCACAUCCACAAGGACCCAGAGACCUGCUGAUGUCAUCUUCUCCCUGGUGAGAGAGCUGGCCACAGAAGGUGUGGCGGGCCGUGGAGGUGCCGGAGGGGUGGUCCGUAUGUCCGAAGCCGAGCAGAGGUGCAUCUCACGGGGCUAUACUCCAGCUCAGUUCCAGGAGGCCCUGGAGGAGUACGAGGAACUGAAUGUGUGGCAGAUCAACCACACACGCACUCGCAUCACCUUUGUCUGAACUGACUGAACUUGGUGCUAACUAGAACUUUGGAAAAGUUUUUGAUGGAUUUGCCGAAAUUUUCUAUUAUGCUAUAAUGGGACAUUUUUAUACGUUCACAAGAAUGCCCGUUGAUUUUUAUGUUGUAUUAAAAUACAAGUCACUAUUGUAAAUAUGUAUGCCAUAAGAAGUAUCCAAACUGCAAUGAUCUUUCCAGCUUUU
Messenger RNA from Periophthalmus magnuspinnatus, 2563 nucleotides. It is a transcript of the gene mcm7, whose product is annotated as minichromosome maintenance complex component 7. Lineage: Eukaryota; Metazoa; Chordata; Actinopteri; Gobiiformes; Gobiidae. The transcript is spliced from 15 exons. Gene Ontology annotation, biological process: DNA replication; DNA strand elongation involved in DNA replication; double-strand break repair via break-induced replication. Gene Ontology annotation, cellular component: nucleus; MCM complex. Gene Ontology annotation, molecular function: ATP binding; single-stranded DNA binding; ATP hydrolysis activity. The record is from RefSeq and is a predicted model, not a curated record. The coding region runs from base 179 to 2362 and encodes 727 amino acids.